Klebsormidium nitens is the source of this 1630-nucleotide messenger RNA. Lineage: Eukaryota; Viridiplantae; Streptophyta; Klebsormidiophyceae; Klebsormidiales; Klebsormidiaceae. The record is from the annotation of a GenBank genome assembly.
UUUUCCCACAAAUUUCGCCUUUUUCAAGGAAACGAAAGGGAAAAGCUGAAAAGCGGUCUCAAUCUGCGCCCAUUCCCUUGGUCCUGGACCUUAACUUUUGACACCUUUUGAGUCAUCCAUCAGCUUCUCUCUCUCUCUGCAUUUGGCGGCUUGGAGCAGGAGUACCUAUCCGCACUUAUCAAAUUGACCAAUUCCAGCUUGCUAUCUCUAACAACCGUAUCUCCUUGCACGAGAAGCCAUGUUGCGCGCCGUCCUCCGCCCCGCCUUCACAACAGCGGCCGCAACCGCCGCCGGUGGCCUCGCAUCUUCUGCCCAUGCAGACUACAGGGGUCCAGAGGCUCCCAAUGCUCUCAAUACCUCGCUGGGAGCACUCAGUGCUAGUCAAGCAAAGACUGUCAAUGCGACUGCGCUCGAGGCACACGCAUCCACAUCAGCCGUGGCUCCUAAAUUUGGUCUGGAAGAGGAAUGGAACGUCGUUGACAGAGGAGAGGAUGGGGAGUUUGUGGCUCAGCUGCUGGAGAGGCCUCCCCAGAAAAUUGAGGUCCAGGAGGCUACGAGGGAGUUGGAGGCAAUGUUUGCGAGGGAGAGCUAUGCGGAAGGCGACCAUGAUGACAGCGGUGCCUCCUCGGACACCGAGACCGAGCUGGCCUCUCCUGCCCCUGAGGACAUGGAGGAGGAAAUUCCCUUCUCCCGCACGCGUGGUGUCGACUCAAUCAUGACUCACUGGAGGGACCCUUCUGAGACGGCGGCUAUUGCCAGGAGGCAAUCUGGAGCACGCUCUGUCGUGGCCCGCGCUUUUGAGCUGAUGGAACGGGACCCUGAAGUCAGGGACACUGUUGUGGACCUGGCCACUGAUCCCAACAUUUGGGCGGCUGUCAUGAACAACCAGAGCCUGCGCAACCUGCGUGCAAAGCGGCAGGCUGCACGGAUCCAUGAAGUUGCUGCAAAUGAUCCCCGUGAAGGCAGCGUACAGACCUCCGGCGUCAAGCUCCAGUCUCUAUUCGGCCACAUCAGCAACGGCGUCUCCCGACUGCUCGAGACUUGCAUGGACAUGGUGCAUGGGAUCCAGGCCUUCAUCCAGAAGCAGCUCCUGGGGACCGGGGUUGGCGGAGCUGGGGAGGGGGACUGUGCACCUCAUGACCCGUACUUGCAGGCAGUGGGAGUAAUGGUGGUACUUGUUCUUGCUGUGAUCAUCAUCAAGCGCGCCCCGUAGUUUGGGGGCAGCAAUAUGGGAAGUGUCUUGGGAAGCGGGAGGGGGGGGUGAGUAAGGCUUUGGCUCUGGUCGGCCAUGGCUUUUGUACACUAUCAAUAGUUAUAAACGUAGUAUCAUGGACGGUUGUUGUAUAGUAUUGGGAAUGGUUUAUCAGUCCUAGACAUAGUGGAACAAUGCCUAUCAGGAGAUAAAAAGCAGGUUCCAGUAGUUGGUCGAUACCGUUGCAUGUUCACGAAGGCCAUCAUGGCAUCAACAGAAGUUGCAGAGAAGUAAAGCAAGGACCGAGUUAACCUAUGUGGUUAUCCAAUCGCAUUGUUGCUCGCACUGUACUGUAGGCUGCUAUCACGUUAAGGCAGAGCAUGCAGCGGCCUUCAAUGCCAGCGGCCAAACAUAUGUUUGUCGGAUAUGAUGAGGAUC